CACCAGCACUACACUCAAAGAAUGCGGAAUACUCCAUUGGACACCUGUUUCAACAAUCAUUGGGCCUCGAAGGCCUCGUCCGAUCUUGCUGAACCAGUGAAACAUGGGCCUGUACUCACGGAGGUUGAACUGCCACGUCAGCAGUUUUGAUCUGACGCUGAGCCGUUCGGCCUCAUGUCUGAUUGUCCUUCUCUUGGUCUUGCGCAUCUCGACCCAUUUCCCUUAAUGGCAUUCAGCCUCGGUUUUCUUGAAAGACGUGAAGCGUUUGACACUGUUUCAGCAAGUCGAGACAACCAAUCUUUGCCAAAAGGCGUCGACCGAAGACCAACCGGAAUACCUUGCCUCUCAACUUGUGUCCCUCCUCGCAUCGAGCAUGUCUAACACUGGGGACUAUAACGUUGGCUGGAUCUGCGCUAUAACUACGGAAUACGUUGCCGCACAGGCGUUUCUCGACAAGAGGCACGACGGACCCGAAUACGUCUCUCCCCGCGAUAACAACGAUUACACUAUGGGAAAGAUUGGGAAACACAAUGUUGUUAUCGCUGUCUUGCCCGACGGCGAAUACGGCAUAGCCUCGGCCGCAAACGUUGCGAGUGAUAUGCUGCACAGCUUCCCUAACGUCAGGAUUGGUUUAAUGGUGGGCAUUGGUGGUGGCGCGCCCAGUCAAAAGCAUGAUAUCCGUCUGGGAGACAUUGUUGUCAGCGCUCCUCGCGAUGGGAACGGCGGUGUGUUCCAGUACGACUUUGGCAAGACGAUACAAGACAAGAGCUUUCAGACGACCGGUUCAUGUACCAGCCACCAACGGUACUGCGGACGGCGGUGAAUGGACUCAAGGCACAGCAUGAGGCUAGGCUUGAUCCCGGGAACAGGGUCCGGAAUAUCCCUACUCACGACCCGGUCAUUGAGAUAAAGCGCAAGGGAAUUUUUGGGGAUCCGGAGGAAUCAAUGGACAGAAUAAAAUGGCAGAAAGCUAUGCUGGACCUGGCAGUUGGCAUUGCAAAAAGGUUUGUUGCCGAGCUUGAACCUUCAACGUCGACAUACUCGGACGAAGGCAAGAAUGCAAAGUCGCUUGUGCUCGAUGAUCUUUCCGGUGACAAGGCUCUGUCCAUGAAACUUGCCGACUUCGGCGUUGUCGCCCAUGAGGUCGGUACUUUGCGUAUGCAGACCAAAGAGAAUCAAGAUCACAAGGGCGACAGAGCUUGGGUCGUCGACCGGAACCUCAACUUUAGAGGCAUCAACAAUCUCUUCGUCUGUGAUCUAUCCGUGUUCCCCGUCAGUCCAGCGGCCAAUCCCACACCAACACUGGCUGCGCUUGCGCUUCGGCUGGCAGACCACCUCAUCAACCCUGAUGGAAGAGAGAGUAAAGCUCCAAACGAUAGAAAGCAGACGAAGCGGUAUUCGAAGCUCUGAAGGGCUAUCAAAGGACCUAAGUGAAACGUUCCAAUAUUCAUCUUGAUUUCCUGAUGCUCACACUUGCCACACGGAGCGAUCGGGGAACGAGUGGAGGAACAGUCCACAACGUACAUUCGGACGCGGCUACAGCAAAGGAUACUUGACGCGAGAUGGGCCACAGCCUGUCAUACCCGAGCGCCUGUGGUGAGAUCAAAGAAAGGGCUGUAAGUAGUCAAACGAGAAGCCGCUUAGGAUAUCGAGAUCUCGAUAUUAUGGCUACUCCAAACGAAACCAAACACCAACCAAGCCCGGAGAGAGAUUGGAGAUGAAGGGAAUUCAUCUGGAACCGCUUCUUCUGUACUCCUCGCUUCAUGUGAGAGAAUGUUUCUAGCUGUAUUGGCUACGGACCGGGAGACCUUGAUAUCACAUCGCCUCGUUCCUUGAAAAUGCAUCUUGUGGGCACUAGUCUUGCUUGAUGCUGAUUCUGUGGAUGAUUUGUAAUACGGUUGCGCCAGAAAGCCCAGUUGAAGGCGUCAUCACAAAGCUCGCAAUCCAAAAAGGCAGCGGAAGAACCUGCGUAGAUCCCGAUUCAGUUCCACUGUCCUGUGGCCGAAUCGUCACGUACUAUUUAUCACUUGGACAGAGUUUUGGCAUGCGCAUAGCGCUGCGUCACUCGCUGCGCCAGCACAUGCUCGGAUAUGUGUCUCUGACUCUCCUCGCUGCAAGACAGAGGUUCGAUUCGAGGAAGCGAGGAAACAAUUCCUGCGAGGAAACAAUUCCUGCGAGGCCUACGUUGAUAAUCGCAGCUAUCGACACGGGUUCUGUCCUGCAGCAAGAUCCUCGGUAAGAGUGUAACAUGGCACGUCACAAGCAAUAGGUCAAACUUCCAGUCUUCCCUGUCUUCCUUUCUGCCCGGUUGUGCCUAAUCCAAUUUUAGAUUCCACGUGUAGCAGCACAACGAUGUGGCAAGCAACCUCGUAUGUCCUCUAUACAAAGGCUGCACGUAAAUCAGGAAAGAGACCUCCUCAAGUCGGUGGCGGUAAGUGUCGAUUUCGGGCACGGGUACCUAAGUUAACAAACUACGCAUCAAAAGGCCUCAUCGAUAUAGGCCAGGUACUGUUGCCCUCUGAGAGAUCCGACAUUACCAGCGCUCAACAGAUCUGCUUAUACGCAAAUUGCAUUUCCAGCGGCUU
Exophiala oligosperma is the source of this 2585-nucleotide messenger RNA. RefSeq lists its product as uncharacterized. Bases 787 to 1410 code for a protein of 207 amino acids. The record is from RefSeq and is a predicted model, not a curated record. The transcript is spliced from 2 exons. Gene Ontology annotation, molecular function: oxidoreductase activity, acting on CH-OH group of donors. NCBI's taxonomy places the organism in Eukaryota, Fungi, Ascomycota, Eurotiomycetes, Chaetothyriales, Herpotrichiellaceae.